CGGAAGCGGCGCAGGCGCGGGGCCGAGCGGAGGGGACGCGCCCGCCAUGGAGUCGCGGGGGAAGGAGCCGCAGCCGCCGAACAGGAUGGGCAUGGGGGACUCCAACCCGGCAGCAGUCCCACACGCCGCUGAGGACAUUCAGGGAGAUGACAGGUGGAUGUCACAGCACAAUCGGUUUGUCCUGGACUGCAAGGACAAGGAGCCCGACGUGCUCUUCGUGGGGGACUCCAUGGUGCAGUUGCUACAGCAGUACGAGAUCUGGCGAGAGCUCUUCUCACCGCUCCAUGCACUGAAUUUUGGGAUUGGUGGAGACACCACGGGCCAUGUUCUAUGGAGACUGAAGAACGGUGAACUGGAGAACAUUAAACCCAAGGUCAUUGUUGUUUGGGUUGGAACAAAUAACCACGAAAACACAGCAGAAGAAGUCGCAGGGGGAAUUGAGGCCAUCGUGCGCCUGAUAAACACCCAGCAGCCACAGGCCAAAGUGAUUGUGCUGGGCCUGCUACCUCGUGGAGAGAAGCCAAACCCGCUGCGGCAGAAGAACGCCAAGGUGAACCAUCUGCUGAAAGCCUCUCUGCCCAAACUGCCCAACGUGCAGCUGCUGGACGUGGACGUGGGCUUCGUGCACUCGGAUGGCACCAUCUCCUACCACGACAUGUUCGACUUCCUGCACCUGACGGGCGGGGGCUACGCCAAGGUCUGCAAGCCCCUCCACGAACUGAUCAUGCAGCUGCUGGAGGAGACCCCCGAGGAGAAACGAGCUGCCCUGGCCUGAGUCGCUGCUGUCAGCGUGGAGAGCAUCAUCCAGCCCAUCAGAUCAGUUCUGUCACUGGCACUACAGAAUCCUUCUUUCUUAAAGCACUUUCCAUUGUAGAAUGUUACCGGAUGUCCGUACCUAGUGUUUUGAGGGGGAAGGCUCAUGUUUAACUGGUCUUGUACAUACGAGGGCCGGCUGGGUUGGUUUUAUUGCAGGAGGAAAUUAGCUGAAGAAGAGUUUUACUUUUAAACCAUUCCUCAUUUGAAACGAGAACAGGACUGUCACUCUGUGCCCCUCUCAUGUCUUGUUGCCCCGUGGUUGUCCUAGACCCCCUGUAGCCUGUCCGACAGCCCGCUCCUGGCUGCAGCCAUCGUGCUCUGUGUAUUUGCCUGGGAACAAGAAUCACAUUCCACUUGCAAAAGCCAGAACAGAUGCAUUUUUCCAAACUCGGUUCCACCUUUUAGGCGGUUUUGGGUUUAUUUUGUUUGUUUGUUGUUUGUUUGUUUACUGAGGGGGGGUUAAAUGACACGUGUUGCUUUCUCACUCCUUUCUGAAGCAGCUUGAAACUGGAAUUCAGAAAUUCAAAGAAGCAAACAGUUACCUGAACUCGUGUAACACUCCCCAGUGCUUGUCUUGUGCUCGUUUCCCCAGUCCUGCUAGCGGGGGCACCUUCCCUUCCUCCCACGCAGCCCUCCUGGGAAUGCUCCCAUUUGGGUGCUGCUGCUGGCCCCUGCUCCUGCUGCCUGUGAUGUUGCUGGCUUUUAGCAGUUGCUCAGUGUAGGAUUUUAAUGAUCCAGUAAUUGGCAGUCACUUCCUCACUCCUCUGGAACUGACAGACAUCCCUCUGAGGUGCCCGGGCUCUUCGCAGUUUUUUUUCUAUUUUUUUAUUAAGUAUGACUGUUACAUCCUUUUUUUUCUAAAGCAAACCCACAUGAAGAGCCCCUGGCUGCAAGGCCUAAAUCACUCUGAAGCUUUACAGAUCCCAAGGUGUAUAUUUCCUUAUCACUACUGGUUUACUUGUAUAAACAUUUUAUUUGAGCAACUACGGCCUCUUAGAGUAAAAAGUGGAGUUAAUGUGUAGCUUCUCCUGCUCUAGACACUGCUCCUCACCUCGAGCAAGGGAGCCAGAGGGGCAGGUGCCCUCCUAAAGGGCUGUGGCUCCGUGCGGUUUUGGUUUGGUUUGUAGUUCAGAGGGCUGGUUGUAGCAAAACAACUUUUCAUUUCAAACUCAGAGCUUCUCUUCCAGCUCAGUUUGGAGCCGAGAGGCAGAGCCCUAGAUGAAUUGAUAACUUGCAAAUAACCUAUCUUAAACCAAGUCUGUUCCUCCCUGCCUUACCUGCUGGAGCUGGAGCUCAGUUGGUGCCACGCUGGGUUUGUGCUUCCUGUGGGUUGCCAGGCAGGUAAUCCUGGGAGGAACAGAGAGCUUCACUCUGUGCUCCAAGGGAGGGGUUCAGGUGUCAGGUGGCUUUGCUGAAGCCCAUAGGUACUGUACAUAGUCUGUCUGCCCUUUGCUGUAGCCAAGGGCUGGUGUGUAACUCUGACCUAGCGUUGAGGAAUCCCCUAACGUCCCACCUCAUCCCCCUCCUCCUGUAGGAUUGAUCAUAGCAGGAUUCCUGCCUGGAUUGCAUGCAUAGUGUGUGUUUUGUUUCCAGUAUAUGUGAUCUACACACAGAUGAAGGAAAGGUGAAGCAUUCCCCUGGCCAGGAUCAGACACAGGGAGCUGCAGAGUGCCAUGGGAGAGGAGGGAUCACAUCCUACCCCCAUGAUCCAGACCAGGGGUGCUGCUCCCUGGAGCUCCACGGCCUUGCAGGGCAGGCUUUGAGAGAGCACUGCUCGUGCUUCCCAUGAGCUUUGGCUGGAAAUAUUGGGGAAGGGCAAGUGGAAAAUCAAAUGUUAAAAGUACAGUGCAGUGGAGAGUUCUUGGGGAAGGGUUUAUCCCAUCCCCAGCCCCCUCAGGGAGCUGGGAUAAAACCCUUCUUGCUCCCUGAGAGCUUUCCAUCUCCAGGCUUGUGAGAAAAGGCCGUGGGCUAGUUUAAUCUCUGCACCCCUGCUCCCUUCCCUCCCUGCUGCUGCUGCAUUUGGCUGAAGCGAUGCUAACCAGGAAUGUACUCUGCAGUAAAGCUCUGACUGCUCAGCACCCUGUGCUCGCUGUGAGCCAGCCCCGUGGGCAGGGUGCCGAGUGGCCCGGGGAAUUUGGCAGGCUCUGGCAUCACCAGGGAGGCUCUGCUGGCUCUGCUUAGGCUUGGCUUGCUGAGGUGCCAUGCUCUGUGCUGGUUCAGUGCUCUCGGCUCUGCUUGUUGCUGCCUGGCAGGAAACUGCCCUGCUCACCUGAGAGGUGUGGUGGGCAAGAGGGGCUCUGCCUCCUGCUCACCCCGUGCUGAAAUCCGAGUGCCUCCUGUGAGAAAAAUCCAGUUCCAGCUCUGGAUGUCCCUCGGGACAGGGCUGGGCUGGAGCUGUGGCCUCUUCUGAGUGAGCGUGUCCAGUUUUGUGUUUAUGCAGCAGAGAGGAAAACAAACAAAAGAUGUGAAAUGACAGAGUCUUGUGAGGUGCCGGGGAGGGUGAGGCAGGAGCAGGGAGGCCCCCAUACCUCCCCUUGCUGCCCACCCGCUGCCCUGAGCCUUCCCCGGGACACAACCUUUGUGAUUCUGCUUUGGCAAAAAUGCAUCGGCUGGUAGAAGUCACUGUUAGUGCAUAUUUCAAUAUAAAUGUCAAUGUUUCACCCACUGUGUCGCAGCCUGUGUGUGUGUGUGUGUGCCCAGCCGUCUCCUGCCCUGUCCUGGUCACUCCUGGAGCUCUCCAUGGGGCCGGGCAGGCGCUGCCAAAGCUCCCACUGCGGGUCCUCCCCGCCUCUGGGAGUUGUGCUCUGCCAGAUCCUUGCUCCUCGUUUAAUUCCUGCUUUCCCCACUCCGUUUGGGGCUGGUUUUGUCUGUUUUUCCUCCUUUCCCCGUGCAGAUCUGGGUGCUGCACCCAAACCUGUGAGCACGGUGCUGCAGGUGAAGGGGACUGGUUUAUUUUGGCCCUCGACAGGACAUCGGCCUGUGUUGGAUUCCCGGGAGAUCGAUCUCAAAUGGCCCUGGAACAAACAGGGACUGCACAUCCCCACGCAAUCCCACUCACAGCCAUCCUGCAAGAGGCGACUCGAGUUCCGCCAGGGCCGAGGAGUCGGGCGGAAUUCUGCUUCUCUUCCCGCAUGUCUGUCCCUGAGGUUGUCCCAUCUGCCUCCAGCGCCACCACCUGCACCUGGAAACCAUGGGCAGACUGUCCAAGCUGUGGGAUCCUCAGGGACAGGAGGGCCCGGAGAAAUAAAGUGCACAAUAGCAGCA
Molecule: messenger RNA, 4080 nt
Organism: Agelaius phoeniceus (red-winged blackbird)
Lineage: Eukaryota; Metazoa; Chordata; Aves; Passeriformes; Icteridae
Gene: PAFAH1B2
Product: platelet activating factor acetylhydrolase 1b catalytic subunit 2
Cellular component (GO): cytoplasm
Molecular function (GO): platelet-activating factor acetyltransferase activity
Source: RefSeq, a predicted model, not a curated record